CUUUUGGGAUGUUGUUUAGAAUGAAUUUUCUUAUCAUUUAACAAUAAAAUUGUUUGUGUUGCAAUUACUUUUAGGUUCGGCUAUAAAUUUUCGUAGAUUGACUGGACUAAAAGGGUAACAGUAAGGUGACCCAACGCGUGACCAUUACUUGUCACGCCAUAGCGUGCAUUGAGCCGUUACACAUUAGUUUACGGAACACUUCCGGGGUAAUUGAGCGGACAGCUUCAUCCCGAUGAAACCUCGAACCUCUCGAUACCUUCAUAACAUAGUAAGCAGAUAUGCUAUCUUUAUGAGGACACCAUGAAGGUGUGGGUCUAUCUGGUUGUUGAUCUACUCGUCUUUCUCUGCUCUUCACACGCCGAAAGAGUUCCUUUAGCGAAUUUCAUGAAUGGGAAACCGUGGAGGGAGCGAUGGACAAGCAGUGGAAGCAGUUCCUGGUAUUUGAGUAGAUCCGAGCUUGGUGCUUGUGACACUUCUUCUUCGUCGCAACCGAACGGGUGGGUGAAAAGUGACGUCAUCAACACUGGACCCGCCACUAGAAUCGAGCUCACGGCAACAUUCGAUGCCAGGGACUGCUCCUCGUUUUCUGGUGGAUCGUACUGUAGACAUGACUUUGACGUCUACGCGCAUCAGUCUGAGACUCUGUACUGGGGACCAGUCCCUGACCCGAACAGCAGCCCAUCGGGGACAUUCAGUAACAUAGGGACGCUGAACGCGACGAAACUUUGGACUAGUCUUGAGAAUAAGAUACAAAAUGUACAGACAUUAUCACUUAUUCUACAAAACAGCAAACCGUACGUCUAUCUUGCCCUUCAUUACAAAGGCGGAUGUCUUGCGGUGCAGAGCAUUUUAGUAGAAUAUUUUCGAUGUGCGGAUAUGACGCUACCAAGCACACUGGUACAACUAGGGCCGACUGUAGCACCUGCUAACAAUUCUAUAAAUGUUAGUGGAGUAUGCGCACCAAACUCCAAGCAAGUGUCAGGGGCGGGGGAUCUCCAUGGUUACUGUCAAUCAGACGGGGAGUGGAGUUCGGGACUGUUCAGCGGGGAGUGUCAAUGUGAGGCAGGACAUCAAAACACAACCACAGGCGGAGGCGGGGCUGAGUGCCAAGCAUGUCAAGUUGGAACUUACAAAGCUGUCCAUGGCUAUUUUGCCUGCGCAAGUUGCCCUGACAACAGUGUUGCUACGGAAAUUGGAAGUAAAAGCUGUACUUGUGUCAGCGGUUUCUACAGGAAGGCGAACGAGUCCAUCAGCUCCGCGUGUACAGGCCCACCAUCACCCCCAACAAGUUUAUAUAAGCCUUUCCUGAACAGCUCUGCAAUAAUCCUAUCCUGGUCAGCCCCCAAUAACACGGGCGGUCGGACUGACGUGUACUACUUGAUAGAGUGCUUCAAAUGUGACGGUGAUGGCUCCGUCUGUGUGGAGGCCUGUGGAGGCACAGUUGCACAGCACGGGACGUCGGCGCGGGUCAGCGGUCUGUCUGCCUUCACGUACUAUAUGUUCAGAGUGUUUGCGCGUAACGGAGUCAGUGAUCAAGCCGAGAGGGGAGGUCAAGAGGCCGAGUUUGCCAAGCUGGUCAUACAAACAAAUGACGCGGUCCCAGGCAAGCCUGAGAUCACCGCGGUAGAGAAAGUGGACUUGACCCAUGUCAGGGUCAUUUGGAAGCUUUUGAGGCCCAAUGGUAUCAUUACAUCUUACGAGCUCGAGUACCACGUGACUGGGAAGUCGGCCAAUGAAAAGGCAUUGACGAUAAACGCUACAAGAGCGACGGUGGAUGUAGACCGCGAUAAAGGCUACCAGUUCAGGGUGCGCGCUCAGACAAGGCUGGGAUAUGGACCCUUCAGUGACGCCGUGGGCUUACAAGCUGGCCAGACCGGUAGCUCCAGCAGUAGUCCGCUUGUGAUCGGCACAUCAGUCCUGGGGGUGGUGCUAGUCCUGGUUAUCCUACUGGUGGCAGCGGUGUGUAUGUAUCGAGUCAGGAGGGACAGACGCGCUCCUCGGGAAAUCAAGGCAACUGUACAGUUUACCGUGAGACCUGAAUGUCAAGGAGAAUACGAAGACAUGGGAGAAACGAACCCCGGACUUGAUGCUAUCUACUCGUGCGUCGGAGAAGACGAAGCUUGGGAGGUCCCGCCCCAGAACCUGUCAGUUAUCAAGCGACUGGGCAGCGGUAACUUUGGUCACGUGGACAAAGCGAUGGCUAUUGGGAUCCCCGGGUUUCCAGGCCAGGUCACGGUUGCCGUUAAAACUCUUAAAUCUACUGCUCAAGAGAAGGACAAAAUAGACUUCCUGACGGAGCUGAACUUGAUGAAAUCCCUCAGGCCUCAUCCACACGUUGUACGUCUGAUUGGCUGCUGCACCCGACAAGCAGAUCACUUGGCGAUUAUUCUUGAAUACCUGCCGUAUGGAGACUUGUUGGGCUACCUGCGGCGGUCACGUGGUCAUGAGGACUGGUACUGCUCGGGUGAUCUCCGCCCCCCGUCGCGCCUCGUCUCGAAGGACUUGGUCAAGUUCGCGUGGAUGAUAGCAGACGGCAUGGCCUUUCUUGCCGCAAACAAGUGUGUCCACCGCGAUCUUGCCGCUCGUAACGUACUCGUAGGGGAGCACAACACAUGUAAAAUCUCGGACCUCGGGCUCGCUAGAGACGUCAGCCAAGACAUUUACACGCGGACGUCUUCGGCGCGGCUUCCCGUCAAAUGGAUGCCGCCCGAGUCGCUGUUGUACGGACAAUCGAGCAGCGCUAGCGACGUAUGGUCUUAUGGCAUAGUCCUGUGGGAGAUUUUCACAAUUGGCGACUCUCCCUACCCUGGAGUAGGGAAUGACUACAUUCCACGCAUGAUUCGUGAAGGAUACCGCAUGCCAAAACCACUUCACGUCGGGGACGCCUUGUACUCUGUAAUGCUUCGCAUUACAUGCAGGCGUUACAGCAAGACAAGAAGGACUACAUCAAUCUUGACUUGUAUAAAGACGACAUGUAUGUCAACUUUGACGCAGCGUGAUGUGCGCAUGCUCCUUUGAUACCGCUGAUCUAACCAGAUUCUGCUCGUGUUUCAAAAGAAUAUGCUACGGCGUAAGCAAGGUGGUGAUCAACGACAAAGACAAGAAAGAGAAAAGGAGGAAUGAAAAGUUCUGAGACACCGUGAUGAUGAAAUGAUAUUAAACAAUGAAAACUAACUGCGAAUUCCUGAUAAUAAAGGCACCAUUUUAUCAAAUUAUGAAAACUGAGAGAAUUCGUGAUAAUACAGGCACCACUCUAUUAAACCAUGAUAACUGAGUAAAUUCCUGAUAAUAGAAACACCGCUUAAUCAAGCCAUGAAAACUGAGUGAAUUCGUGAUAAUAGAGGGACCAUUGUAUUAAACCAUGAAAACUGAGUGAAUUCCUAAUAAUAGAGGCACCACUGUAUUAAACCAUGAAAACUGAGUGAAUUCGUGAUAAUAGAGGCACCACUCUAUUAAACCAUGAAAACUGAGUGAAUUCCUAAUAAAAAAGGGAACACUGUGUUAAACCAUGAAAACACAGUGAAUUCCUGAUAAAAGAAGGACCACUGUAUUAAACUAUGAAAACUGAGUGAAGUCCUGGUAAUAGAGGGAGCACUGAUGUAGUGUACUAGCACACUUUACUUAAGUAUCAUAUAACAGAGAUGACGUUAUUGAUAAUGAUUAUUUGUAAUACCAUAUAAGGUCAUGGCGUAUGCCAUAAGUUGUAAAUACUUUGAUUAAUGCUCAAUCUAUAUUCGCAAACCAAAGCGUGCGGUUGUGUUAACUGACUCCAAUAAAUAUAUAGCGAAAGACACUAAAUUGGCGACGAGCGAUUCGGGAUCAUGGCCCAGCAGAUGGCACUGGGCGUCCCUGUCCCAACUUAUACAGGAGUUGAUGACAUCGAGAGCUAUAUGGAGCGAUUGGAAUGUUAUUGCGAUUUGAUGAAGACUCCAAAGGAAAGCAAGGUUGCGCUUCUCCUUUACGGAUUGCGGGGCAGUAUGAAACACUGAGGGAUCUAGUGUCGCCUGAAGUACCCAAAACGGUGGAUUUCAAGGUCCUAAAGGAUAAGUUAGUGAAGCAUUAUGGUUCCGUGCGGAAUACGCGACUUGAAAGGACUAAAGUCCGUGCAGUAAAGAGGGAAGGAAACGAGAGUGUGGCGGCCUUCGAAGUAAGAUUGCGGAAUGCAAUCCGACACUGCGGGUUUACCGGCGAGACUUUAAACGAGAACCUCGUUGAACAGUUUAUAUCUGGUAUAAACCACAGUGGCAUAGAGCGGAAACAUUUGCAGAAGGGGAACGACCUAACUUUGGCCCAGGCGAUUCAGUUGGCAAACACGUUUUUGCUGUUUGAAGAUUCAGCACGUUGUGGAAAAGUCGAAACACCCCCCUAUAGAACAGCAAAGUGGAAUUUUCAACGUAAAGUCCGAAACAGAGUGCUAUCGCUGCGGAAGAAAAGGGCAUCGAUCCAGCGACAAAGUCUGUAAAGCAUUGGGGAAAAAAUGCAACAACUAUGGAGUCGUAGGACAUUUUGCAAAGUCGAAAUUUUGCAAAGGAGGAGAGUCGAAAUCUCAUGGAAUGGAAUUCAACACGAGAUAACAGAAGAGUCAGCAGAUAAGGACAGUGGGGUGACCCAUUUAUUUUCUGUAGAUGAGGAGAUAAGACAACUCAAGGAGACUCCUAUGUGUCAGGCGAUAGUCGGGGGAAAGAGUUUUCCGUUUAUUAUUGAUUCCGGGGCAGCGGCGAAUAUUGUUUUAAGUAAGCUUUACGAGGAAAUUAAGAGUAAUGUUUCGCUUAGGAAAACCAGCAAGAAAUUGUAUGCUUUUGGUCAGAAACAGAAACAUCUUUAUAUUUGCACACAAAAUUAAGUGUUACAUAGGUUGGGUUUUUUUUUGUUUUCAUAUAAUAUUACUCUUCUUUUUCUUUUUUUCUUAUAUUCAUAUAUAUAUUGAGAGAGGGAGAGGAGAAAAACAACCUAACUUGCAGACCAAGGGGGAACAAUGCUUCGGUGCGGGCACCCUAGAAUAGCUUGAGAGCUAAACGGGCUAGGGUGCACUCAAAUGUUAGGGAAAAAUCCUAGUUUGGAGAUCUGGAGGCUGUGUGCAUAAGCAAGAACGUACGAGAAAAACACAGAUAUAGAGACACGACAAGGAUACAACAAGGAUACGACAAGAAUACAAGCUGGUACAAGCAGAGCGGAAACA
Molecule: messenger RNA, 5179 nt
Organism: Nematostella vectensis (starlet sea anemone)
Lineage: Eukaryota; Metazoa; Cnidaria; Anthozoa; Actiniaria; Edwardsiidae
Product: ephrin type-A receptor 4
Exons: 18
Coding region: 301-3018 (905 amino acids)
Biological process (GO): axon guidance; cell surface receptor protein tyrosine kinase signaling pathway; protein phosphorylation
Cellular component (GO): plasma membrane; neuron projection
Molecular function (GO): transmembrane-ephrin receptor activity; protein binding; ATP binding
Source: RefSeq, a predicted model, not a curated record